AUGGAUCUGUCAAUCAUGAUCAGCAACAACACUGAUUCUGCCAACAAAACAACGGACUGCCCGGAGUUGAAGAUUCCACACGAGAUCUUCCUGGCCAUUGGUGUCCUGAGCCUGGGUGAGAACUUGCUGGUGGUAGUGGCAGUGAUCUGGAACCGGAACCUGCACUCACCCAUGUACUGCUUCAUCUGCAACCUAGCCGCCUUCAAUACCAUGUCCAGUCUCACCAAGGCCUGGGAAACCGUAAUGUUAGCCUUCAGGGACGCUGGCCACCUUGACUCACGUGGACGUUCAGAGACAAGCGUGGAUGACGUGAUGGACACGUUAGUAUGCAUGUCCUUCCUGGGCUCCAUCUUCACCUUUUUGGCCAUCGCCGUGGACCGCUACAUCACCAUCUUCCACGCUCUGCGUUACCACACCCUCAUGACCAUGAGACGAGCAUUGGUCAUCUUAGCCACCAUCUGGGCCCUGUGUGGCAGUGCUGGAACGCUCAUGAUCAACUUCUUCGAGAAAGUGGUGGUCAAGAUCCUCUUCAUCGCCUUCUUUUUCAUCGCUUUGUUCCUCAUCCUCCUGCUUUACGUGCAUAUGUUCCUGCUGGCGCGCUACCACGCUGCUAAGAUCGCCGCGCUGCCCGGGAGUGGCGCGCGCCAACGGAGCAGUGGUAUGAGAAGCGCCUUGACCCUCACCAUCCUCUUUGGGGUGUUUGUGGCCUGCUGGGCUCCCUUCUUCCUGCACCUGCUCAUUAUCAUGGUGUGUCCGCAGAACCCAUACUGCGAAUGUUACCGCUCGCUGUUCGAAUUGCACGUAAUUCUGCUGAUGAGUCACGCCGUCAUCGACCCGGCAAUCUACGCCUUCCGCAGUGCGGAGCUCCGACACACCUUCAAAAAGAUGUUUCUGUGCUCCAGCGUCAGCCUCCGCCGCCAGCGCCUGUGA
This is a messenger RNA of Chanos chanos (milkfish), 930 nucleotides long. It is a transcript of the gene mc2r, whose product is annotated as melanocortin 2 receptor. Lineage: Eukaryota; Metazoa; Chordata; Actinopteri; Gonorynchiformes; Chanidae. Gene Ontology annotation, cellular component: membrane. Gene Ontology annotation, molecular function: melanocortin receptor activity. The coding region runs from base 1 to 930 and encodes 309 amino acids. Gene Ontology annotation, biological process: G protein-coupled receptor signaling pathway. The record is from RefSeq and is a predicted model, not a curated record. The transcript has a single exon.